AUGGCAUCUGGUUCAACCUUGCACGUAAGUGGGUUUCCAAGGGGGGUCGGAACAAGAGAUCUGGCCCCUGACUUUGAAAAUAUUGGGAGGGUGGUUAGAAUUGAAAUGCCUCCAGCUAGGUCUGAAUUCGCAAGACCAUAUGCAUUUGUGGAGUAUGAAACGCCAGAAGAAGCUCAAGAAGCGUUACACAGGUUAAACCAACAACGUCUAUCGUUUGAUCCCCAGAUUUUAAUCACAGUGCAGUUCGCUCGAUCCGAGGCUCGUCCGUCUCGAUUUUCGGGCUCGAUUGGAAGGCAUACCGUGCGCGGAGGGACUAUGCCUAGAGAACAUGAUUAUCCGAGAAGGCCCCGAGAACAUGAAUUCGAUUCUUCGUUCGAUGGCCAAAGCCGCUUUUCGGAGAGAAACUUCGAGAGCGGACAAGACGACGAAUUUCACCAUCGCAGGGCGGAAAGAGACGAUUUUUCGCGAGGAAAGCGCGGCGCGUAUGGCCCUAGGUCCUACAGGAGUCAAUAUCGAUCCGAACAUGCAGUCCCCAGACGGGAACUUUCUCCCGCGAGGAUGCGUGCAGAUGACGGACCUGCUCCUUAUCAAGAUGUCUUGCACAACAAUGCGGCCGCCCUAAAGAAGCCCAGGUAUAGUGGCUCCGUUGAAAAAUCAAUUGAGCAAGAUGAUUACUUUCCAGCAGAGUUAAAUUCCAAAGAUGUGGAGAUGACUGAACUAGCGAGUGCUCCGCUCCAGAGUCAAGGCCAAGACUCCAGGGGCUCUCCAGUCUCUGAAAACCAAGUAGAGAGUACGGCUGUCAAUGAAUCAAAGUCAAUCUCCGAGGCCCCUGAAGCCAAAACGGUGCCAGCGGCUCCAUCCCCUCACCAACCCACCUAUUCGAAUUCACCGGAUGUGCCUCAGGUACUUGGAAAUUCUGCUUCCCCCAACGAGAUACCUCAAAAGGCUAGCAAUGACUCAGAAGUCGACCGAAACUCGGCUGUCGACAAUAAAUCUGCGGAUCCCAAUCAAAAUUGA
Molecule: messenger RNA, 1017 nt
Organism: Lachancea dasiensis
Lineage: Eukaryota; Fungi; Ascomycota; Saccharomycetes; Saccharomycetales; Saccharomycetaceae
Source: the annotation of a GenBank genome assembly